Molecule: messenger RNA, 1617 nt
Organism: Drosophila bipectinata
Lineage: Eukaryota; Metazoa; Arthropoda; Insecta; Diptera; Drosophilidae
Gene: Or59b
Product: Odorant receptor 59b
Biological process (GO): sensory perception of smell; detection of chemical stimulus involved in sensory perception of smell
Cellular component (GO): plasma membrane
Molecular function (GO): odorant binding; olfactory receptor activity
Source: RefSeq, a predicted model, not a curated record
AGGAAAUAGGGGGACUGGCAGACAUGGUCGUGUUCGAGCUAAUCAAUGCGGCUCCGCUCACCGAGAAGGUGCAAUCGCGGCAGGCGAAUGUCUAUCUGUACCGGGCCAUGUGGCUGAUCGGAUGGAUUCCGCCGAAGAAGGGCAUCCUCCGGUAUGUGUAUCUCUUCUGGACCUGUGUACCAUUCGCUUUCGGAGUGUUCUACCUCCCGGUGGGCUUCAUCAUCAGCUACGUAAAGGAGUUCAAGAACUUCACUCCCGGCGAGUUUCUCACCUCGCUCCAGGUGUGCAUCAAUGUGUACGGCGCUUCGGUCAAGUCCACGAUAACCUACAUAUUCCUCUGGCGGCUGAGAAAAACGGAAAUGAUCCUGGACGUUCUGGACAAGAGGCUGCAGAACGACAGCGAUCGUCAGAAGAUCCACAAUAUGGUGGCGCGGUGCAACUAUGCAUUUCUUAUCUAUAGUUUCAUCUACUGUGGCUAUGCAGGAUCCACCUUUCUGUCCUACGCCCUGAGUGGUCGUCCUCCCUGGUCGGUUUACAAUCCGUUCGUCGACUGGCGCGAUGGUUUCGUCAGCCUAUGGAUUCAGGCCAUCUUUGAGUAUAUUACCAUGUCCUUUGCGGUGCUUCAGGAUCAGCUAUCGGACACCUAUCCCCUCAUGUUCACCAUUAUUUUUCGCGCCCACAUGGAUGUCCUCAAGGAUCAUGUGAGGAAUCUCCGGACGGAUCCAGAGCGUAGCGAGGCGGAUAACUAUCAAGAUUUGGUCAACUGUGUUAUCGAUCACAAGAUGAUUUUAAGGUGCUGCGACAUGAUACGACCUAUAAUUUCCCGCACCAUCUUCGUCCAGUUCGCGCUGAUUGGCUCCGUUUUGGGACUGACCCUGAUUAAUGUUUUCUUCUUUUCGAACUUCUGGAAGGGCGUGGCCUCCUUCCUGUUCGUCAUCACCAUCCUGCUUCAGACCUUUCCCUUCUGCUACACCUGCAACCUGCUCAUCGACGAUGCCGACGAUUUGGCCAACACCAUUUUCCAGUCCAACUGGGUGGACGCAGAGCCACGAUACAGAGCCACAUUGGUCCACUUUAUGCAUCAUGUCCAGCAACCGAUUAUUUUCAUAGCCGGCGGCAUAUUUCCCAUUUCAAUGAACAGCAAUAUAAGCGUGGCCAAGUUUGCUUUCAGCAUCAUCACAAUAGUCCGGCAAAUGAAUUUGGCCGACCAGUUUCAGUGAUUCUACCAAGAAUCAUAUACUGCUGGUAGUCCUCGCAAAUAAGUAUUAUCCUGCACUAGAAAUGGCCACAAAAAGUCGAUUCUUUAUGUCCCCGAUUUGCAUAAAAUUUCUAUACUUUCCAGCUUAUCUCGUAAGAUUUUGGCUGAUUUAGUUGGCUGAAAUGGGAAUGGCUCAGUCCCAGUGGCAAAAAUUUGCAAAUUGUGUUAACAGACGGAAAUUACAACGGUCAGAUGAGUGAGUGUAACAACAAGAACCACAAAUAACAAAGUCAAAAGGAUCUGGCUGUCUGGAAGGGAAUGGGACGCAGGACACAGGAAGUACAUGUAACCGUUUACAUAUUGUAUGCGAUUUUUAUUUAAAUUUUAUGUUAAACACGUGACUUGUAACCCACAAGAAA